This is a messenger RNA of Drosophila santomea, 1035 nucleotides long. RefSeq names its product phenoloxidase-activating factor 2. The record is from RefSeq and is a predicted model, not a curated record. Gene Ontology annotation, molecular function: serine-type endopeptidase activity. Gene Ontology annotation, biological process: proteolysis. Bases 21 to 1034 code for a protein of 337 amino acids. NCBI's taxonomy places the organism in Eukaryota, Metazoa, Arthropoda, Insecta, Diptera, Drosophilidae. The transcript is spliced from 2 exons.
GUUCAGUCGCUAAGCUAGCAAUGUGGCGAGGAGUUAUACUAAUCAGCUGCUGUUUCUGGACGCUCACCGAGGCGGGAGCACCAUGUGGCCUCCAGAUGGAGUGCGUGCCCAAAGGACUGUGCAAGUCGGGCGCCUGGAAUCAGAACCUGUGCCAGAACUCGGAAACCUGCUGUCACACUUCUCAAAUGUUAGUUGUCGGUGCGCCGAUUAACUGCGGCAGGAGCAAUCCCAAUGGCCUGGAUCCCACAGCUGCAGUGGCCGCCGAUCAGGCGAAACCCAAUCAGUUCCCUUGGACGGUGGCUCUGAUGCAUAACAUGAUCGACUUCUUUGGCGCGGGAACUCUGGUCACCGAAAACGUGGUGAUCACCGCUGCCCACCUGGUGCAUGAUAAGACCAUCAACGAUUUUGUGAUCCUCGGCGGCGCUUGGGACAUAAACCAGCUGUACAGCAAAACGAUUCGGUUGCGAACUGCGGCCAGGAUUGUAGUGCAUCCGGGUUUCAGUAUCAUAUUCGGGAUAAACAACAUAGCCCUAAUCGUGCUGGCUAUUUCGUACGAGAUCACGCCGCACAUUGCACCCAUCUGCUGGCCCACGCCCGGAGUGUCCUUCGAUCGGGAACGCUGCCUGGUGGCCGGUUGGGGCAAGCAGAAUUCCCUGGCCAAGAGCUAUUCGCACAAGCAGAAGCGCAUCGAGUUGCCCGUCGUGAGCAGGUCCACUUGCGAGUCGCUAUUGCGGAGAACGGCUCUGGGCCGCAACUUCCAGCUGGACCCCAGUCUUCUCUGUGCGGGCGGGGAGAAGGGGCGGGAUGCCUGCCGGGGCGACGGUGGAUCCCCGUUAAUGUGUCCCAUUCUCGGACAGCCGACGCUCUACGAGUUCGCCGGCAUUGUGAACGGUGGCUUGUCCUGCGGACAGCAGAAUGUGCCUGCCCUGUACACGAACAUCUCGCACAUGAGGCCCUGGAUUGAGAAGCAACUUAAUGACGAACUCAAUAAGCCGUACAAGACAUUUCCCAUCUAUGAUAUAUCCUAUGACUAAA